Notothenia coriiceps (black rockcod) is the source of this 1059-nucleotide messenger RNA. Its product is annotated as collagen alpha-1(V) chain-like. The annotation marks the transcript as partial. Gene Ontology annotation, biological process: extracellular matrix organization. Gene Ontology annotation, molecular function: extracellular matrix structural constituent conferring tensile strength. The transcript is spliced from 12 exons. NCBI's taxonomy places the organism in Eukaryota, Metazoa, Chordata, Actinopteri, Perciformes, Nototheniidae. The record is from RefSeq and is a predicted model, not a curated record. Gene Ontology annotation, cellular component: collagen type IV trimer.
UGCUCUUUCUGUCCUCAGGGUCCUCCUGGUCUCACCGGGGACCUCGGACAGCAGGGAGAGGCUGGACCCAAUGGAGUGGAUGGUGCGGCGGGGACCAAAGGAGACAUAGGAGACACCGGGAAAUCUGGACCACCAGGAGCGGCAGGAGAACAAGGACCGUCUGGAUCUCCUGGGCGAAGGGGCCACUUGGGAAAAGCAGGAAAGGAAGGAAAGGCCGGCCUGAAAGGAACAAAGGGGGAAGCUGGUUUCGAAGGCCCCGUAGGAAAGACAGGGCCCGUAGGUGCCCAGGGAUACGCCGGAAAGCCCGGCCCUCAGGGUUUGAGAGGGAUCCCCGGCCCUGGAGGUGAACAGGGUUUAAACGGAGCACCUGGCCAAACAGGACCCCCAGGCCCCAUGGGUCCAACAGGAUUACCAGGAUUUAAGGGAGACCACGGCAAGAAAGGAGACAAGGGUCACGGGGGUUUAAUAGGUCUGAUAGGUCCGCCAGGAGACAUCGGAGAGAAGGGGGACCGAGGACUGCCAGGAAACCAGGGACAGACGGGGCCCAAAGGAGAUGAGGGUGGAGUUGGUACAUCAGGUCCCAUCGGCCCCCCCGGCACCUCGGGUCUGUCCGGUACCAUUGGUACAAAGGGCUCUAAAGGAAACCAGGGUCCGAUUGGCCCCAGAGGAGACCUCGGCCCAGCCGGACUUCCAGGACUACCAGGAAAGCCAGCAGUCAGCAUCUCCCCUCUGCCAGAGCGAGGACGCAGGAGGAGAACCAACUCCUUGGUGGACGGUGCUUCACUUGAAGAGGAGGAGGAGCAAACAAGGGAUGGAGGAGAGGAUGAAUGGAUGCAGGCGGACCAGGCAGAGCCGGACGCCUGGAUGAAGGAGACGGAGGGCAAAGGCAUGGAGGAGGUGUUUGCGUCUCUGUCCUCGAUGAAGGUGGAGGUGGAUGGUCUGAGAAACCCCCAUGGGACGUACCUCAGCCCGGCCCGAACCUGCAAGGAGCUCUGGCUCCUCCACCCGGAGCUCCCCAACGGUACCUCAUGUCAAAAGUCUACUUUUCAGUUUGUGUCU